Molecule: messenger RNA, 384 nt
Organism: Meleagris gallopavo (turkey)
Lineage: Eukaryota; Metazoa; Chordata; Aves; Galliformes; Phasianidae
Source: RefSeq, a predicted model, not a curated record
CGAGCCUCCCCCUCCGUGUGUCCCCACAGCCGGCGUCGGGCCACGCGGACGGGAAGGGAGCUGGGAAGCCCCAACAUGCUGCGGGGCCGCAACUCGGCCACCUCCGCCGACGAGCAGCCCCACAUCGGCAACUACAGGCUGCUGAAAACCAUCGGCAAGGGCAACUUCGCCAAGGUCAAACUGGCCCGGCACGUCCUGACCGGCAAGGAGGUUGCUGUGAAGAUCAUUGACAAGACGCAGCUCAACUCCUCCAGCCUGCAGAAGCUUUUUCGGGAAGUGCGAAUAAUGAAGGUCCUGAACCACCCCAACAUAGUGAAGCUCUUUGAGGUGAUCGAGACAGAGAAGACCCUUUACCUCGUGAUGGAGUACGCCAGCGGGGGUGAG